This is a messenger RNA of Rhodamnia argentea, 2820 nucleotides long. RefSeq names its product monosaccharide-sensing protein 2-like. The record is from RefSeq and is a predicted model, not a curated record. Gene Ontology annotation, cellular component: membrane. The transcript has 5 exons. Lineage: Eukaryota; Viridiplantae; Streptophyta; Magnoliopsida; Myrtales; Myrtaceae. Gene Ontology annotation, biological process: transmembrane transport. Bases 457 to 2661 code for a protein of 734 amino acids. Gene Ontology annotation, molecular function: myo-inositol:proton symporter activity.
CAACUUCACCAAAAACUCCGCUGGUUUACUGCCACUGGGGACUGACGAGAGAGAGAGAGAGAGAGAGAGAGAGAGCCAACAACAACAGAUGAUGUGAUGUCAAGGAGAAAGCUGACGUGUAAGCCGCUGAGAAGGCCAUGAAAGCAUGUGUCUCCCUCUCUAGGGCCGAGGGCUUCUUGUCUGGAUCAUCCUAUUCUUUGCCUACGCUGCCCUCCUUUUUCUUUUUCUUUCUUCUUGAAGAACACUCUGGCUCGUCUGGACACGCCCAUACCGAAAUUUGAUAGAUGCUUUUUAACUGGAGGAACGAGAAUGAACAAGUGGGUGUUCAUUGCCAGCAGCUGAAUUUGCAGAACUCGAUGAAAAGGAGCCAGCUUUGCCUGUUCAGAUCAGUAACUUUCGCAAUCUCUCUCUGAGUUUUGACUGUGCCCUCGUUGUUGUAGUUCAGACGUACAAAGAAUGAGCAGAACUGUGCUUAUAGCUGUUGUUGCUGCCUUUGGGAACUUGCUUCAAGGAUGGGACAAUGCUACCAUCGCUGGGGCUAUAUUGUUCAUAAAGAGGGAGUUCCAUCUGGAGAGUGAACCCGCCAUGGAAGGACUAAUUGUGGCCAUAUCGCUUCUUGGAGCCACUUUAGUCGCCGCAUGUUCCGGAGCCAUGGCUGACUGCAUAGGCCGGCGGCCUAUGCUGAUAUUGUCGUCCAACUUCUAUUUGGUUAGCGGUCUCCUGAUGUUCUGGUCGCCCAAUCUUUACACGCUGCUCUUGGCGAGAUUUGUAGGAGGGCUUGGAGUAGGUCUGGCCGUCACUCUGGUUCCGCUCUACGUGUCGGAGCUGUCACCGCCCGAGAUAAGGGGUCUGCUGAAUACCCUCCCCCAGUUUUCGGGCUCCUGCGGGAUGUUUGUGGCGUAUUGCUUGGUCUUUGGUUUGUCAUUGAUGCAUUCACGAAGUUGGAGAUUGAUGCUUGGAGUUCUUUCUAUUCCAUCACUUGUUUAUGUUGUGCUGGCAAUACUUUUGCUGCCCGAGUCUCCACGGUGGCUUGUGAGCAAAGGGCGAGUGCUUGAGGCCAAGAAAGUCUUACAGGUGAUACGUGGCGCAGAAGAUGUUUCUGGUGAGAUGGCUCUGUUGAUAGAAGGAAUUGGGGUUGGAUGUGAUGCCUCUACAGAGGAAUACUUAAUUAGGCCCGCCAAUGAUCUUCAUGAUGACCCAGAUUUGUCUAGUGAGGAAGAUCAAAUCCUGAUAUAUAAACCAGAGAAAGGUAUCUCAUGGGUUGCCAGACCAGUCACUGCUCAAGACACCCUUGGCCUUGCAUCUUUGCAGGGAAGCCAAACCGUUCGUUUUGUGGAUCCCCUCGUUAACCUCUUUGGUAGGGUCCAUGAGAAACUAACUGAGACGGCAAGCAUGCGAAGCACGCUAUUUCCGCACUUAGGAAGUCUGUUCAGUGUGGGAGGACAGCAGCAGGCAAAUGAAGAGGAUGAGGAGGAGAUUAUUGGCAUGGAGGGUGAUGAGUACCCAUCUGACGCUGCAAGUGGUGAUUCCAAUGAUAAUUUACAGAGCCCGUUGAUUUCGCGUCAGGCAACAAGUACGGAGAAGGAUUGGGUCCUGCCUGCUCAAGGCAGAGCUAUUGGCUUUGGUUGGGGUAGUUUGAUGCAAGGAACUGGAGGACCGGAAGAUAGCGUGGCCAUUGGCCCCGAGUGGCAGCUAGCAUGGAAAUGGCCCAAGACAGAGGAUGAAAAUGGAAAGAAGGGAGGAUUUCAGAGGAUUUAUUUGCGUGGAUGGGGUGUUGUGGGCUCGCGUGCGUCUGUUGCUUCUUUUCCUGGCAUGGACCAGCCUGCGGAUGGGGGGCUAGUCCAGGCGGUUGGCUUGGUUGGCCGACCGGCUCUCUUCACUGAGGAGCUGUUGCAAAUCCGUCCUUGGGGUCCAGCUAUGCUUCAUCCAUCAGAAGUUGCAACAAAGGGACUAUGGUGGAGGGAUCUAUUUGAGCCAGGAGUUAAGCACGCUUUGUUCGUCGGUGUAGGAAUUCAAAUACUUCAGCAGUUCUCGGGAAUAAAUGGCGUUCUAUACUACACUCCCCAAAUUCUUAAGCAGACUGGUAUUGGAGCUCUUCUUUCAGAAUUGCGCAUCAGCUCAGAGUCGGUAUCUCUACUUCUUAGUGCCAUCACGACCUUGCUGAUGCUACCCUCCAUUGCUGUUGCUAUGAGGCUCAUGGAUGUAUCUGGCAGAAGGAGCUUGCUCCUGGGUACGAUCCCCAUGCUGAUAGUAUCGCUCGUCAUCGUAGUGCUGGGCGACAUGGUAAAUGCAGGCUCUGCUGUUCAUGCAGUGAUCUCCACCAUCGGCGUCGUCCUCUACAUCUGUUUCUUUGUUAUGGGAUUCGGUCCAGCCCCUAAUGUGCUAUGCGCUGAAAUCUUCCCUACCAGGGUCCGCGGUCUCUGUGUCGCCAUGUGCGGCCUUGCGUUUUGGAUGAGCAACGCCGUUGUCGCCUACUCGUUGCCGUUGAUGCUCAGAUCGGCGAGCCUGGCAAGCAUUUUCGGCAUGUUCACAGUGCUCUGUCUCCUAUCGUGGGCCUUUGUUUUCGUGAAAGUCCCUGAAACCAAGGGCAUGCCCCUUGAAGUGAUCACAGAGUUCUUCUGUCUCGGCAUGAAGCAGAUUUUUGCUGUUAAGAACGAGUGAUCCAGUCACUGUAAUUGGGGGUACACUCAGGUUUCGUAUAGAUGUUUUGUCUCACACUAUUUUGCGGCAACUGCUACUUUAUCCCAGUUGUAAUUAGGGGAGGUUCUUCAACCCUGCUUAGCAUUGGUUUUGGCUGAUUUAGCUAAGUUUUGGCGGUUC